AUGGCGCCAACGGUGGUGAGCGCCUCAAUUGGUGUGCUGGGUCCGCUGGUGGUGAAGCUCGGCAGUCUGCUCAACGGCCAAUAUGGUCGCCUCAAAGGGGUACGAAAAGAGAUUCUUGCCCUCAACCUUGAGCUAUCCACCAUAAACGCAGCCGUACAGAAGUAUGCGAUGCUAGAAGAUCCGGAUAUCCAAGUGAAGCAAUGGAUUUCCAUGGUCAGGGAGUUGGCCUAUGAUAUUGAGGAUCACAUUGACAAGUUCAUUCGCCGGCUCGGCAACAGUGGGCGUCACGGCGGCUUCAAAGAGUCCUUCCGUAGGAUUGCUCGUAGCCUGAAGACGCUUGGAUCUCGGCAUGGGAUCUCCGGGCAGAUCGAAGAAUUAAAGGCUCGAAUCAAGCAUGUGAAAGAUCUCAAGAACAGCUACAGGUUGGAUGAUGUUAGUUGUAGCACAUCUAACCAUAAAUCUGUUGAUCCACGGUUGUCUGCUCUUUUUGCCGAGAAGGCACACCUUGUGGGAAUUGAUGGUCCAAGAGAUGAUCUUGUCAAAUGGAUGGUGGAAGAAGGAAAAAACACUACCAGGAAGCAUCGCUGUGUGUUGUCUAUUGUGGGGUUCGGUGGAUUGGGAAAGACAACAUUGGCUAACCAGGUCUAUCAAAAGAUUGAAGGGGAUUUUGAUUGCCGAGCUUUUGUAUCCGUCUCACAGAAGCCAGAUAUAAAGAGAAUUAUGAAGGAUGUGAUAUCUCAAAUGUCAUGCAAAGAUGGAUGCAUAGAAGGUACAACCGACAAUUGGGAUGAAAGGAGAUCUAUUACAAAGCUGAGAGAAUUGCUAAAAGAUAAAAGGUACCUCAUCAUAAUUGAUGAUAUAUGGUCUACCCAAGCAUGGAACAAUGUCCAGUGUGCAUUUCCAGAGAACAAUUAUUCCAGCAGAAUUAUAAUUACUACACGCAUCAGUGAUGUAGCAAAGUCAUGUUGUUCAUGUACUACUGACCGCACAUAUAAUAUUAAAGCCCUGUCUGAUCUUCAUGCUAGAGAGUUAUUUUUCAAAAGAAUAUUUGGCUCCGCUGAUGGCUGCCCUGAUAUGCUGAAAGAAGUUUCAGAUAAAAUUCUAAAUAAGUGUGGAGGCCUACCAUUGGCAAUUAUUAGUAUAUCUGCUUUGUUGGCAAACAAAUGUACUGUCAAGGAGGAAUGGGAGAAGGUAAAAAGGUCAAUCGGUCAUGCACUAGAAAAACACCAGACUCUAGAGGGAGUGAGUACCAUACUAUCCCUUAGCUAUAAUGAUCUUCCGCCUAAUCUGAAGACAUGUUUGUUGUAUUUAAGUGUAUUCCCUGAGGAUUGUGUGAUUUCGAGGAAUAGUUUAUUGCGGAGAUGGAUAGCAGAAGGGUUUGUUUCUGAAGAGCGUGGGCGAAGCCAAUAUGAGGUUGCUGAGAGCUACUUUUACGAGCUUAUCAACAAAAGUAUGGUACAACCAGUGGGCGAGGUUAGCUAUGAUGGUAAGGUUCGUGCAUGUAAGGUCCAUGACAUGAUGCUUGAAAUUAUUAUUUCAAAAUCUGCUGAAGAUAAUUUUGUUACCGUGGUAGGCGAAGGUCGAACAAGUUUGUCAAAUCGUCAUCGUGUUAUUCGGCGAUUGUCAGUCCAAUACAGUGACAACGAGCUUGCGUUGGCUUUAGAAAAUGAGGAUCUAAGCCAUGUCCGAUCUCUAAUAGUAACCGCACCAGGUUGCAUCAAACAUUUGCCUAACCUUGCUAAAUUUGAAGCUUUGCGUGUACUAGAUUUUCAAGGUCUUGACGGUUUGGAGCAGUAUGAUAUGAACAGUGUGGAGAAGUUAUUCCAACUAAAGUACCUCAGCCUAAUGAACACAAACAUAUCAAGGCUACCGUUGGGUAUUGUGAUGCUAAGUGACUUGGAGACCCUAGAUUUUCGGGGUACGUUUGUGGAAGAGUUGCCAGCUGGAUUUGGCCAGCUAACUAAACUACAACACUUAUUGGCUGAAAAGAGAACAAAGAUACCAAGUGGGAUUGGGAAUAUGAGCAACUUACGGGAUCUCGGGAACCUAACCUAUUUAAGUGAACUCAGUGUAUAUUUGAAUUAUGGAGGAUAUGAUUUUGGAUCCAAAUGUGGAGGACUGGACGCAUAUAGGAUGCAUGAGGAGAAGCUAUUAUCCUCACUACACAAGCUAAUUGGCAGCUGCAAACUCCGUUCUUUAUCGAUAUAUAGUUCUGAUAGUUAUUCCCUCAAGUUCUUGGAAUCUUGGUCUAUGCCAUCUGCCCUUCAAAUGUUUCAUAUGAGCACUGACUACUAUUUCCCGAAUAUUCCAAAGUGGAUUUCACCAGCACUCACCAGCCUUUCUAGCCUGAACAUCAACUUAAUUGAAUUAACAGAGGAUGGUCUGCGCACUCUUGGGGAGCUCCCAGCCUUACUUGAUCUGAUCCUGACGUUAGAAACAGGAGCAAAUAAGUUUACAGUCCAAGGCAUUGGUUUCCCAAGUCUGAAGCAUUUGAAAAUCUGUUCAGGCCAAGGGACAUAUUUUGUGAAAGGGGCUAUGCCCAAGCUUGAGUACCUUGGGCUAGUUUUCCUGCCAGUGGGAAGAAAUUGCGGCUUUUAUAUAGGCCUUGCGCAUCUCCCAUGCCUCAAAGUAGUAAAGAUAGGGUUUCCACCUGGGUGCGGUACAAAGCCUGAAUUCAUCUCCGCAACGGCUGCAAUCAAGGAAGAAGUACAUGCCCAUACCAACCAUCCCAGAUUUGGUAUAUUUUAUAACUGGUUUAAUGAUAUGGAAAUGAGCAAGAGAGCAACAAGGUAAUAUGGACCUUAUCACCAACUUCAAGGUGGUAAUAAUACUAUUCAGUAAUCCUGUAACCUUUUGAAGCAGUGCUUGCUUGGACUCAGUGUGGUAUUGGAAGAGAAGAUGACAAA
Lolium perenne is the source of this 2906-nucleotide messenger RNA. Its product is annotated as disease resistance protein PIK6-NP-like. Gene Ontology annotation, molecular function: ADP binding. Gene Ontology annotation, biological process: defense response to other organism. The record is from RefSeq and is a predicted model, not a curated record. NCBI's taxonomy places the organism in Eukaryota, Viridiplantae, Streptophyta, Magnoliopsida, Poales, Poaceae.